AUGGCGGGGGCGGCGCUGGUGGCGGCGGCGAGGGCGGUGGCGCGGCCGGCGGUGAGGGCGAGAGAGGCGGCAAUCCGGAUGGGGGCGGUGGCGAGGGUGGCGGCGGGGCUGGCGGCGGUGGCGAGGGCGGCGGGGAGGGCGGCGGCGGCGAUGGUGGAGGGGCGGCUGGUGGCGAGGGCGAGAGCGGCGGCAAGUCCCGACGGAGGCGGGGGCGAGGGCGGCGGUGGUGAAGGUGGCGGCGAGAUCGGCGGCGGCGAGGGCGGGGGCGCGGCCGGGGGCGAGGGCGAGAGCGGUGGCAGACCCGACGGAGGCGGCGGCGAGGGCGGUGGCGGCGCUGGUGGCGGCGGCGAGGGCGGUGGCGCUGCCGGCGGCGAGGGCGAGAGCGGCGGCAGCCCUGAUGGAGGCGGCGGCGACGGUGGGGGCGGUGCUGGCGGCGGCGGUGACGGCGGCGGCGCGGCCGGCGGCGAGGGCGAGAGCGGCGGCAGGCCCGAUGGGGGCGGCGGCGAGGGUGGCGGCGGCACUGGAGGCGGUGGCGACGGCGGCGGCGACGGUGGUGGCGCGGCCGGCGGCGAGGGCGAGAGCGCCCAGAAGGUGGGGGAGGCGACGGCGGAGGUGGCGACGGUGGCGGAGGCGACGGUGGUGGAGAUGGUGGCGGCGAGGGUGGCGGGGAGGGUGGCGGCGGGGACGGUGGAGGGGCGGCUGGUGGCGAGGGCGAGAGCGGCGGCAGGCCCGAUGGAGGCGGCGGCGAGGGCGGCGGCGGAGUGGGUGGUGGCGGCGAGGGCGGCGGCGACGGCGGCGGCGCGGCCGGCGGUGAUGGCGAUAGCGGCGGCAAGCCGGAUGGUGGUGGCGGCGGCGGCGGUGAGGGUGGCGGUGGCGAUGGGGGCGGCGAGGGCGGCGGUGCGGCUGGUGGCGAGGGAGAGAGCGGUGGCAGCCCCGACGGGGGCGGCGGUGAUGGAGGUGGUGGUGCUGGCGGCGGCGCUGACGGCGGCGGCGAUGGUGGCG
Emiliania huxleyi CCMP1516 is the source of this 1002-nucleotide messenger RNA. RefSeq lists its product as hypothetical. The transcript has 3 exons. NCBI's taxonomy places the organism in Eukaryota, Haptophyta, Isochrysidales, Noelaerhabdaceae. The record is from RefSeq and is a predicted model, not a curated record. The annotation marks the transcript as partial.